AGUCUUUACUACUACUUCUAGUUAUAAACUUUUGGACCAUUUCUGCCUGUUGCUGUUGGCUCCUAUGGACAGCUAUUUCUUGUCAUGAAUAUGGUUGUGUAUUGACAUCAACUGUUCUCCGCACCUCAAUGAUUCGCAAUGGCGGAUGCGGUUAACAGAGAGACAGUAACAAUCCUCUUGCUGGGAGACCCUGGCUGUGGUAAAUCGACCUUCUUAACUCGCUUAAAGGCGGGAGUAAAGAGGCCAGGCUCCCAGUUAGCGUCGCAACCACUAGAUCCUUUACAUGAUGAGGACCAGCCUUUUAUCUAUGAUAUACGGUUCUCGAAGAAAUGGUUCGUUCUCGAGUGCUACGAUACUGCCAACCCAAAUCAGCACUGGACGACGUUGAACCCGGAUGUCGUUGUUUUGGCGUUUGAUAUCUCGAAUAGAGAUACGUUGGAAAACUUGAAAGCUUGGCGCCAGGAUGUUAUCAGAUACUUCCAAAGGGGCACCGGAGAGCGGAUACCGGUGGCAAUGAUUGGUUUAAAGCGAGAUCUCCGCGUUGAAGGGCCCAGCAUUAUAUACCCUCAGGAAGCAUAUCGGAUAGCCCAAGAACUUCGCUGUGACAUGUACGCUGAAUGUUCCGCUCUGACGGGCGAGCUCAUGGCGGAAGCCUUUGAAGACAUAGCAAGAAUGGCGGCAAUGACUACUACCGAACAAGGAGGUCAGACUGCCGGGGGUUGCAUGAUUCUGUGACUAUCUCAUGGAUGAAAGAAUGCUGCUAUCCUUACACAACCGCCAACAAAGAUGAUUAAUAUACAAGCCUUCCAGCUUAUUGUCAUUCAAGCUCUUUUUUUUCGCAUGACCCCCACAUUGCUUUCUCCAUGAACGUCAACUGUGCUUUGAGCCCAAGUUCAUUAUUGUCUUCUGCAUUUGUCUUUUAUUUUAUGAUAUAAGCCCAUCACUACGCUAGCAUCCAGCCAGCAUCCAUCUUACCACUUGUU
Molecule: messenger RNA, 983 nt
Organism: Paecilomyces variotii
Lineage: Eukaryota; Fungi; Ascomycota; Eurotiomycetes; Eurotiales; Thermoascaceae
Product: Rho-like small GTPase
Exons: 4
Coding region: 139-735 (198 amino acids)
Molecular function (GO): GTP binding; GTPase activity
Source: RefSeq, a predicted model, not a curated record